Oreochromis aureus is the source of this 2736-nucleotide messenger RNA. RefSeq names its product ankyrin repeat and zinc finger peptidyl tRNA hydrolase 1 (gene ankzf1). NCBI's taxonomy places the organism in Eukaryota, Metazoa, Chordata, Actinopteri, Cichliformes, Cichlidae. Gene Ontology annotation, molecular function: protein binding. The coding region runs from base 216 to 2426 and encodes 736 amino acids. The transcript is spliced from 16 exons. The record is from RefSeq and is a predicted model, not a curated record.
UGCCCUUAAAGUCCCGUUUAAGGAAGUGGACAGAGUCGGUGUUUUAAGUAGAUUGUGGCUAAACGUGUCGUUCAAAGAGCACACACUCAUAUUUACAUUAGCAAAAUUGGGUUAGCCUUGUAGAUCAAAACUGUCACUAUAAAUAUAGGCUUAAGGUUGUUGCCAGCUGCUCUUAUGAUUCGUGCAGGAGAAUGAGAUAAACCAACCAGCAAACGAUGACUACCCGCAAAGAUUGUCGCUCCGUCUUUGAUUUGUGCUUGAAUGAUGAGGUUUUUGGAUUGAGAGAGGUGAACCCCGUCUUGAAGGAGGGUGUAAUUAUUGACCUCGCCUCAGAUUGUGUGGAAAUUAGAAGUGCAGAAGAUGACACGCAAGAAGGCGAGUCCAGCCUGGUCAGAGAGGUGUCUGAGAAGAUGGUCUGCUCAGCCUGCAGAUGUCCCUUUACUAACCGUGAGGAGCAGAGGGAGCACUACAAGCUUGACUGGCAUCGGUUCAACUUGAGACAAAAGAUGACUGUGUUCCCACCCCUCACAGCGGAGGAGUUUGAGAGGAAGACGGGCGCAGGAGACUUAUCAAGUAUCUCGGGCUCAGAGUCCGAUUCAGAGGAAGAAGACUCGGACAGCGAUGCUGGAGUUAAAAGCAGAACGGUCUCUGACAAAGACAUCGAGAGCUCAGGUGAAACUCCUUUAACAGCUGGUCGGCUCUCCAGCAAGUUGGUUUUCCAGAACUCAGCGGGAGAUUAUCUGUUAGUCUACCGCUGCAUACUUAAGGGAAAGUUCCAGUUGGAUGAUGAACACGAUGCAGGAUCCUCUCUGAAAGCUAUAACAAAUAAGACUGCGUGGGUCAUCCUCAUGACUGGAGGAGGUCAUUUUGCUGGUGCUGUAUUUGAAGGAAAACAAGUCCUUCUGCACAAGACCUUCCACCGAUACACAGUGCGAGCAAAACGAGGCACUGCCCAGGGACUCCGAGAUUCUCAGAACCGCAGUCACGCGCCAAGAUCUGCAGGAGCUGCACUGCGACGACACAAUGAGGCGGCGCUAGUCAAGGAGAUUCAGGACCUUCUUGUAACCUGGGCCGAACACUUGAAAGCGGCCUCUAAAAUAUUCAUACGAGCUCCCAGCUACAACAAAACUAUCUUUUUUGGUGGUCGAGGAGGUCCUCUUGAUAAAAAAGAUCCCAGGAUCUGCACAAUCCCCUUUGCAACACGCAGGGCAACAUUUCGAGAGGUACAGAGGGUACAUGAGGUCCUUUCUACUGUUCAUGUGUAUGGGAAAGACACAGACAUUUCUGCAGUCUUCAGUCCAACUAAAAAGGUGUGGAAAAAAGCUGUUAAACCCACAGCAGAUCUAAACGCAGAUCAAGAGAAAGCUGAAGAAAACCGCGAAAGCACUGAUGAAGAAGAGGGUGAGGAGAUCCAGCUGGAGAUGGUGGAGAUGACAUUAGGAACGCUGGACCUCAGGGAGUGUGAAAUCCAUCCCUCCAGGCACAAGAGGAGGAGGAGACGAAAGAAGGAGGAAGCUAAAAUUCCGAUUGAAGAACCAAAGAGCAUAGAAGCAGAAGGUAAAGAAGAGGAACUGCCAGAGGCUACACCAGUAGAAGAUCUCCCACAUGAAGUGCAGUCAAAGAGCAAGAGGAAAAGGAAGGUACAGAGCAAGAAACGAGUGGAUGAUGUUGUUGAAGAGUCAUGUGACUAUAGCCUCAGGGAUGCACUCUUUACUGCCUGCAAGGUUGGGGAUGUGGAAGCUCUGCGCGCACUCCUCCAGCUCCCUGUGGAAAAGUCAGAGGGUCAAGAGCAUUUGGAGAGCAAACUUUCUGAUGGCUCAAGUCCUCAUACUCUCCUCAAUAAACCCAUCGAUGCUUCAGGGUUCACAUUACUGCAUGUUGCCACAGCUGCUGCACAAAAGGCAGUGAUCGGCCUGCUCCUAGAUGCAGGAGCAGACCCCUCCUGCAGGGAUAAUAAAGGGCAGACACCGUACAUUGUUGCCCCGGACAAAGACACAAGAAACGUCUUUCGGAAAUAUAUGGGGGAUAAUCCCGACAAAUACGACUACAGCAAGGCCCAGAUCCCUGGGCCGCUGACGGCAGGGAUUGAACUGAAAAAGCUGGAAAAGAAAAAGGCCCAGAAGGCCCAGAAAAAACAGCGAGAAAAAGAGCAGAAAGAGGAAAAGAGGAAACAAGAGCUGGAGGCAGAGGAAAAGAAGCAGUUUGCAUCUCUGACUGAUCGUGAAAAGAGAGCUCUGGCAGCAGAGAAGAGAUUUGCAGCGCAAGUUGCUGCAAAAGGAGCCAGCAUCUCUAAUAUCAAGAGGUGCUGGUUGUGUGGGGAGUCUCUGCUUGGGAAGAUCCCUUUUCAGUACCUGGAUUAUUCAUUUUGCACUCCCCGCUGUGUUCAAGCACACCGGAAAGCAAAUGUUCCCCCAGGAAAGACCUAGCAUCCAUUUAGGAACUAUUUCACUUGGAGAGGAAUCUACCUCAUUAAAAGUACUGGUUAAUUUGGCUUUUUAAGGCUUUGACUUGCCUUAUUUUAUUAUGGCAGGUGAUUUUAGACACUCAGAUACAUAUACUGUAUGUAAUAAAAUCAAUGUACAAUUUAUUUACAGCAUCUGUAAUCAGGCAAAAAGAAAAGCAAUAAUUAAAAACAACAGUCAGCAUAUUUCUUUUGCACAGGCUUGGUGAAUAUUGUAACAGCAAGUAAUUAAGUUUUUAGUGUUUCUGUGUCAAAAAUUAAAACUGCUGACAUCA